UCAGUUAUACUGCAAAUCUCAAGGAGUCGCUUUGAUAGGCUCUGAGGGUACGAUGCAGGGUUUAGGUGCUCGCAUUGCUCGUCGCUCACGUGCCUCUCCGCUCGCCGGAGGGAUAUUGUCUCGCGGUUCUUGCACCAAAUUGUUCGUCGGAGGACUUUCUUAUGAUACUAACGAACCUGUUCUAAAGGAUGCUUUUCGCCAAUUUGGUGAUAUAAUUGAAGUUAAGGUGAUAUGUGAUCACGUGAGUGGAAAAUCCAAAGGGUAUGGGUUUGUGCAGUUCCAAUCUGAAGCUGCGGCCAGCACAGCUCUGAAUGAAAUGGAUGGAAAGUCAUUAGACGGAAGGGACAUUCGUGUACACUAUGCGCAGAAGAGAAAUGGCGGACUAUGAUGAUCUUAGUAUUGAUAUAACACAUUGUGGUCAAUUUUAAGGAAGUGCUUCAUAGAUGCAAGGACACGUGAAUGUGGGAGCUUCUUGUGAGGGAGAAGCACAGCAAUCUAGUCUCCGAGUAUCAAUUCAAUCAUUACAUUCAGGAAGCGUUCAUCGUAGGCUCAAUGAAGUAUCUUUUCUAUGUCUCUAAAUUUGAAGAAUGCAGUGACUGUGUGUAUUCACUGUCCCAGGCAGCGAGCAAGGUCUUAAUAUGCAUUCUAGAUUAUUUGGUGGUGCAACUCUUGCUUCUUGUUAAAGGAAAAAUUAUACUCCCAUACUAGACAUUGUAGUUUUGGAGCAAUGUCUAUGAACAAGAGCAAUGUCAUUUUGGUUAUUUGGGAGGGUUUGUGAGGAUCUCUGUGUUUUUGAAUGAAUAACUGAACUACCUUUCUACUUAUCAGUCAAGUUUCGAGGAAGAA
Syzygium oleosum is the source of this 846-nucleotide messenger RNA. Its product is annotated as glycine-rich RNA-binding protein 2, mitochondrial-like. The coding region runs from base 53 to 388 and encodes 111 amino acids. Lineage: Eukaryota; Viridiplantae; Streptophyta; Magnoliopsida; Myrtales; Myrtaceae. The transcript is spliced from 5 exons. Gene Ontology annotation, molecular function: RNA binding. The record is from RefSeq and is a predicted model, not a curated record.